Molecule: messenger RNA, 1359 nt
Organism: Penicillium soppii
Lineage: Eukaryota; Fungi; Ascomycota; Eurotiomycetes; Eurotiales; Aspergillaceae
Product: CCDC90 family protein
Exons: 2
Coding region: 1-1359 (452 amino acids)
Cellular component (GO): mitochondrion
Source: RefSeq, a predicted model, not a curated record
AUGGCGACUCCAAGGCUCCCGUUUCUCUACCCGAGCUUGAUGCGCGCCGUGCGGUCCUGUGAACCACGUACAUAUCGCUCCCUACGCUUUUCAUACUCCACUCAUCAAUUCCAUACAAGUCGGCGAUGGGAUCGCGACGCAUACCAGAAACGCUAUGGCCCAGCUGUCGAGCCGCAUACUCCUUCAUCGUCGCAACCCAAAAAGGACACAUCGGAUGAAGUUCCAGACGAGACUCCGGCUGGGGAUGAAGCUCUGAAUGCCUCGGAGCAGGGGGAAGUUUCGCCGGAAGAGUCACAUUCGGACUCGACGCUCCAGGCAAACAAGGAAGAUGCCGCGCCCACUAAAAAGAGUGACUCUUCCUCCACUCCGGCUUUAGAUGGACAAGAGGUGGUGGAAACGCAGAAAGACAACCCUCCGACAGAUCGAGAGGCGCAUGAAGAGUUCGGAAAAGGUGUGGAUAAUUCCAAGAAGGAAGAGGCUUCAGCUUCUUCAACAAGUUCUUCCGAAGAUUUCUCCGAAGAGAAGACAGACUCCUCUUCGUUGAAUGAACGGACGCCAUUCGAUGAUGUGCUCCAUAUGCCCUCCCCGUCUGUCUACCUCACCCCACCCGGGGAACCGUUCUCUUCAUCCGACGAUCGUCCGCCGCAUCUAUCUCCAGCACCGUAUGUGCACCACUUUGAUACAUACUCUCUGGUUCAGGAUCUCUCCAAGGGGGGAUUCAGCCAUCAACACUCCACUACGAUCAUGAAGGCGGUGCGGGCAAUUCUACAGAAUAACCUUGAUAUGGCCAGGGAGAGCCUGACAUCUAAAUCCGACGUCGAAAACGAGGAGUACUUGUUCAAAGCGGCUUGCUCAGAAUUGCAAUCAUCACUUCAGACCGCUCGUAACUCGGAAAUCCAGCGACAGCGCUCAUCGCGCACACAAUUGCAGCAUGAUACUGAUAUCGUCACGCAGCGUGUUGGCCAAGAGAUCGCGGGUAUGAAAGAUGAUAUCAAAGGCAUGUUUAAUGAUCACAAGAUGAUCACCCGUGAGCAGCAGCGCAAUAUCGACACGUCUGUUCAAGAACUAAACUACAAAAUUACCGUGUCCCUGAAUAGUGAUGGGAAAAGUGAGAUUGAAGGCCUUCGGUGGAUUUUGACAAGACGAGCGGCUCUCACAAUUGCAAUCUGUGCGUUCAUGAUCAUCGUUUUCCUGAAAUACGCAUCCACUCGCAAGGUCCCUGAGCCCAAGAAAACCCAAGAGGCUGAAAAGCCUGUCGUCGUCAAAGAUGCCGUUACACAAACCCCCAAGGCUCUCGACGGUAAUCUCAAGGCCAAAGUUCCCGUCACUGAAACUCACCAUGGUGAAUCACUUGGUUAA